CCUUGAUAAAAUCAUUUUUGUCUUGGAGCCCACACGGAUUGUCCCCUUUUUCCAUCUACACCAUGCCCUACCCUAAUACUGAAUAAAUACUUGGUAAAUCGUCCAUCUUAUAAAUGACUACACAUCCGUAUACUGUACUCAUCACAGACUUUUUGAUUUGAGGUUCAGUUUGUGUUCCAGAUUUACAGCUAUAAAUUACCAGACAGUAAGAACUGCAAAUGCUGGUCACACCCUGAAGGAGUAUGAGUUUCUCUUUAAAGCAAUGCAUUAAACCAUUAGUUUAUAUAGGGAAUUUUUUUUAGCAUUCCCAGACCGAAAAACUAACAUACGGAAUCAAUUCAAAUAACACACACAAAAAAAUAACACUAACAUUUAGUAUAAGCAAGAAUGAUAAAUACACAACCCAUAUAAAGUAGAAAUAAUGUAUGUACAGUGUAUCUUCAUCUACAAGAAUAAAUAAAGUCAUGUGUUGCUUAACAACAGGGAUACAUUUUGAGAAAUAUGACACUAGGCUAUUGUGAGAAUGUCAUAGUCUUACACAAACCUAGAUGGUAUAACCUGCUAUAAGUAGAAAGAGUACAUUCUAAAAUAAUAUAAUGUACAUUAUAGUAAAUAGUUGAACCAGUAAUAUAGUUGCUCAAUUUAUAGUUAUCAUUAUGAAGUAUUAUAUCGUGUACAUAACUGACAGUGCUAUAUUUUAUACGACGGGCAGGGUAGUUGGUUUGUUUAUAUCAGCAUCACCACAAAAGCCUAGCGCUACGACGUUACGACAGAUGUCUCUAAGCGACAAGAAUGUUCCAGCUCUGCUUAUAAUGUAACGUAACCAUCUUUGUUCCGUCGUUAACCGAAACUAUUCAGCGCAGAAACUAUUCACCCGAAUUAUUCAGCGCAUGAAUAGUUGACUCGCUGAUAAACAAAUGCUAAGCACUUUUUGCUUUACUACUUUUUUCGUAAAAGCGAAUAAUCUCUUCGGAUUUCUUUCGCUUAGUUAAAACGGGUGGUAAUGCAGGUCUUUCGUAAAAGCAAAGUGUCGUAAAGUGAACGUUCGUCAAGCAAAGGUUACCUUUAAUAUGAUUUUUUCCUAAUCACAAAAUCCUCAAAGGAUUCGUUGUAUUUGCAGGCUUAAUCAUGAAAAGUGAGAAACUAAAACCUAACAAGAUUUGCAUAUGCAAUUUAUAAGUAGCUGUCAUUUACAUGCAGUUGAAAUUAGCCGAACAUUUCCCCUUUUCUAGUCUAUGAUGCAUUUAAUACGGUGUUCAGUGUCUUCUUAAAUAAACCUGAAUAGAAAUUAGUAAACCGGUUUAAAAAGCAGUCGGAACCUGAUGUGCACAUUCAUUGUUUCCUAGUGGGAAUCUUUAAAAUGUGACAGCAGUGUAGGCAGUCUUCUCUGCGGCUACAUUUCAAAGGAAACAAACUCGUCUGUCUUUGCUACUUAACGUCCAGGCACUAUCGAUUAUAUACGGUGUUGUAAUUACAGGAUUUUUUUGGAAAUUAGUUUGAAUGUUUUACACUUGGGAAAAAUUGAACGAUGUCUGCCUUAUUUGACGGAGCGCCACUUACAGCAAUGCAGCCCUCGCAGCCACUACAGACUAGUAUCAGCCCUCAGGAGCUGGCCCUAGAGAUAAAGGCCUUCAUCAGUGGGGUGGACCAGGCUCAAGGCCGAAAGCUGAGCAUGCGGGACCAUGCUCGCUGUGCCGUCCGUCUGCUGCGGACCGUACCAGCCUGCCGGGGCGCGGCCCUAGAGCACUUGAGGGGGGUGUAUGAUGAGUAUGUGUUGACCUUCCUGCAAGACCUGGAGGGGGAGAGCGAUGGUGGCAUCGGCAGUGGUGGCACCCUGGGCCUGGAGGAUGUGAUCCAGGAGAUCCACGGUGUCCUCUCUGAGUUCAUCCGACUGAACCCCAAAGCUUGGGCCCCACUGGUGUCUACCUGGGCGGUGGAGCUCCUAGGCCAGCUCAGUAGCAAGCAUGCAGGUCGGCGUGGAGCUCCACACUCCUCCAGUCUGAACGAGCUGCUGCAGCUGUGGAUGUCUUGCUCAGCCACACGGUCUCUGAUGGAGAGCUACUCGCAGUGCCUGGCGGCCAUGUUGGCCUGGUGCCCGGAUGCCUGCGUGGAUGCUCUGCUGGACACAUCCGUGCAGCACUCUCCGCAUUUCGACUGGGUGGUCGCCCACAUCGGCUCCUCCUUCCCGGGCACCAUCAUCAGUCGUGUACUGGCCUGUGGACUCAAAGACUUCUGCGCCCAUGGCUACCAGGGUUCUGCCGCCUCCCUUGAAAUCCCAAAUCAGCAGAGCUCUGUGGCCCUGACCUCGAUGGAGAAGACUUGCCGCAUUCCCAAAAUUGGCUCCGUGGUGGGGAUCUUGGGGCAUCUGGCGUCGCGUCAUGCCGACAGCAUCAAGAAGGAGCUGCUGCGGAUGUUUCAGGAGAGCCUCUGUCCUGCCCAACCCUCUGCCGGUGCCGUGGUGCGUGACAAUUCUCCCCAGCUGCGCCGCGCCACGGUGCCCUUUCUUCUACAGCUAGCGGCGCUCUCGCCCACCCUGCUUGGUGCCGUCUCUGCUGAGCUGGUGGAGUUUCUGCGGCCCCCGGUGCUGCUGCAGCUGCAAGAUCAGUUCCAGGCUCUCCAGCGUGAGGAGCUGGACAACAUGGUGGGCCUCACCGUGCACUUGAUCAGCCAGAGCCCCGCUGGCGGGCCACGUGUUCUGCGCUUCUUGGUGGACACUGCCACUCCAGCCUCAGUCAUAAUGUCGGGAUCGGUGCCAGCUCCGCAGGAGGGCGUGAGAGAAGCCUGCGACCGGCUGCUGCAGCUGCUCCUGUUGCACCUCCACAAACUGGUCUAUAACCGGCCCGACGGUGAAGAUGUCUACCCCGUCUCGUCUUCCUCUUCCUUCUCGUCGCCGCCGCGCAUCAUCCCUUUCCUGGAGGAGCUGCGGGGGCAUGUGGGGGAACUUUGUGCCGAGACCCUUCGGUUGGAACGUAAGCGGCACCUCUGGCUGCACCAGCUGCUCUGCCUGCUCUCCGUGUACGGGGGCCCAAGCGUGGCCACCGAAGCCUUGUGCCGACUCCUGACUCUGGCUCGCAGCCCGGAGGAGUUGGCUCUAGCAUCUCAGCUCCAUGCCCCUCUAUCUACCUGUCUGCCUGGACUCCUUCCGGCGGUCGUCGUGCGCUGCGUGGCUCAGAUCCACACCCAGAGCCUGGGCUGCAAGGAGCUUGGGCAGCUGCUCAACAACCUUGCGUCUGUCAUACACGGCAGCGACGAUGAGGCCAAGGGAGCCGGCGCGGUGGCACAGUCCUCCAUGGCGUCCCAGGUUGGCGCCGCCAUCUCUUCCUACCUGCACGAUUUCUGCCCGCUACUCCUUAACGGAAACCCGGCCGUGUCCCGAGCUGCUGCACGGCUCCUGUCCUGCAGCCAACUGUCCCGCGCCGCCUCUCCCGCCCAGCUGCUUGUCAUCUCUCGAGCAGCGGUGGCGCACUUCUUCCUGGCCCUGCGACGAAGGGCUGGAGCCAGUGUAGGAAAAGACACGGGGGGAGAAGAGGUGAGCUAUUCCACCCGCUUGCUGUCCCGCUUGGCCGCCUUCUCCCCACUUACCCAGAAGGCAGUUCUCCAGCAGCUGGUGGAAGGUGCUCUGCACAGGGGGAAUGCUGACUUGUUUGGCGGCCAAAGAGAAAAUUCUGAUGGAGACUCAUUCUCUCCAUCCCUAACACCAGACUUAGGAGCUUCUUUGCUUGAUAUCAACUGCAAGUUUGGGACCACAGUUAACUUCUCUGGCAGCGUGUGGUCUGUUUUUCACGCCGGGGUUAUAGGGAGAGGGCUGAAAACACCCCACUCCUUUCCGCAGUCCGAUCCGGAUCAGGUCACUCAGAACGUGCAGAUCCUGCUAGCGGUGGCCGUUCAUUGCUGCGGCUCGAGCAGCGGCGGCGCCGGCAACGGUGCAGGCACUGGGGGCACCCGGUACCCGUUUCCUGAAGAACCGGCACCCAUUAGUGCUGAAGCAGCGAAGGUGAUUGCCAUGGCUCUGGUGGAGAACGUGUGUCCUGACGUGGCGAAUGGAGAGCUCGUCUGGCCCCCGGAGGAGCACGCCAGGACCACCGUAGAGAGAGAUAUCCACAUCCGCCGCUGCUUCGAACAGAACCCCGUCCUCUUUCACCUCUUGCGUGUGGUUGCUGCCGGCCGGCCUGCACUGUGCUAUUGCUCAGUGGUUCUACGGGGCCUGCUUGCCACGCUUCUGGCCCACUGGGAGUCGUCCAGAGAGCCUUUGACCCUUGAUUCCCCCUGGCACCUCCAAGCCUCCUGUCUCCUGGUGUCCUGCAUGGGAGAGGGCCAGCUUCUGCCUCCUGUGCUGAGCAACGUCCAUGAGAUCAUCCCCCACCUCACACCCUUUGAGGUCCGUCUCCUGCUACUGGCCGUGUGGGAGUACAUGCGAGGGAACAGCCCCAUGCCACAAAAGUUCUCUUUCAGUGCCGACAAAGGUCUGUUCUACAGAGACUUUUCCAGGGAUGGAGAUCUUUCUCGCUACCUUGCUCCACUUUACAGCGUCCUACACAAAAACAUUGACCAGUUGGGUCACUUGUGCUGGCGAUUCCAGCUGUCAUAGAAGAGGGAAGGACAGUGACACUGUCGGAGCUAAUGGCACAUGGGAACUGGAAGAUGGAAGGGGGUUAUGUUGUGGAUUUUGGAAGUUAGAGUAGCAUUUAGUUACACUGUUGCAAAUUUACAUGUUACAGUUUUUUUCAUGUCUGCUUAUGCAAGCAGAUGUUGAACAUUGCUUCAGAUGCAUUUUUGCCAGAAUAUAACAUUUCUACACAGCCGGACACUUGUUGCAUAUUAUGCUAUGAUUUAAGUACAGUGCUGCAGUUUGUGUAGGCUUUCAUUAAUUUCUGGUAUUUCUUGUAAACCAUCUUUUUCUAUUACACUGAGAGAAAGUAAAAAUUUCUAAGAUUU
Molecule: messenger RNA, 4935 nt
Organism: Brienomyrus brachyistius
Lineage: Eukaryota; Metazoa; Chordata; Actinopteri; Osteoglossiformes; Mormyridae
Gene: ints5
Product: integrator complex subunit 5
Exons: 2
Coding region: 1529-4588 (1019 amino acids)
Biological process (GO): snRNA 3'-end processing
Cellular component (GO): integrator complex
Source: RefSeq, a predicted model, not a curated record